Ctenocephalides felis (cat flea) is the source of this 4234-nucleotide messenger RNA. Its product is annotated as zinc finger SWIM domain-containing protein 5-like. NCBI's taxonomy places the organism in Eukaryota, Metazoa, Arthropoda, Insecta, Siphonaptera, Pulicidae. Gene Ontology annotation, cellular component: Cul2-RING ubiquitin ligase complex. The record is from RefSeq and is a predicted model, not a curated record. Gene Ontology annotation, molecular function: zinc ion binding.
UCGGGAGUUCGCGCGAGGCGUAUCGCGUGUGUGCGCGCUUCAGUGUUUUUAUACGGCAUCGUCCAUUUUGUGUAUUAAUUUAGGGUUAAAAAAUAACCUUAAAGCUUAGUUAAGUGGUUUCCUUUAAAAACAGAAAUAAACCGCCAUGGCGGCCGGCGGUACAAGGCGUUGCUGUUACGCCGGUGAAUUGGUCGGCCAUUUCUCAACCAACAAUCCUUAUUCAUUGUUUAAUUUAAAGAAUAGUGGUGAUGUGAGUGUGAACAAACGUGCUCCGGAUUCCUUACUGGAUAUUACUGCCAAGAUCGUUGCCGAAAAUAUACCUUUUCAGCGAAUCGAGGAGCGCUAUGAUAGAAUUCCUGAACCUGUUCAGAGGAGAAUCAUUUUCUGGUCAUUUCCUCGUAAUGAGCGUGAUAUCUGUAUGUACAGUUCUUUAUCUCGUGUCCAAUUUGUGGGCAACGGGGCAGCCGAUGCACAAAAUUUGUCCUUCUGCAAAGGGUUGAAAUUGCUCGAAACUGGAUGUGUCGAUAGCGUCUUGCAAGUCGGUUUCCAUUUGAGUGGUAUAGUUUCUUCAGGAAGAAACAACGUAUCAGGACAAUAUCCCGUAGAACCUGAAAAGAAGUACAAAGUAUCCGUCAGUUUUGAUAGGUGUAAAAUAACGUCGGUGACCUGCACAUGUGAUACACGUGACAUAUUCUGGUGUCAACACGUGGUAGCUUUGUCUUUGUACAGAAUUCGGAAUGCAGAAACCGUCAGGCUCAGAGUUCCGAUAUCAGAAACUUUACUACAAAUGGACCGACAGCAACUACAAAAGUUCGUGCAAUACCUGAUAUCGGAACAUCACACGGAAGUACUUCCUACGGCACAGAAACUUGCUGAUGAAAUACUUCAGCAACGAUCAGAAAUAAAUCAAAUUCCAGGGGCGCCAGAUCCGACGGCCGGGGCGUCCGCGGACGACGAACACAGCUGGCACCUCGACGAAGAACAGGUGUGUGAACAGGUGCGUUCGUAUCUGUCACAGGGCAGCUACUACACGGCCAACAAGCAGCUCAACUCGCUCUUCUCCAAGGUUCGUGAAAUGCUCCGAGCUCAGGACUCGAAUGGUGCCCGCAUGUUGACUCUGAUAACAGAGCAAUUCUUAUCGGACCCUCGUUUACUCUUGUGGAAAACACAAGGACAACCCAUGACCGACAAGUGCAGGCAGCUUUGGGAUCAAUUGGGCGCGUUGUGGGUGUGUAUAGUAUUAAAUCCUCGAAUAGGCCGAACGGAAAGAUUGCAAUGGAAAGCUUUAUUAGAAAAAUGGACUGCAAGUGAUGUUUGUCCCCAAGAAGAUCCAGACCUGAGAACUCCUGCUCAAGAUAAUAGAGAUCGCGACCGGGACCGGGACAGAGAUAGAGAUAGCCGAGCACGUGAACGAGAACGGGAACGCGAUCGUGAAAGAGAAAGAGAAAGAGAACGCGAAAGGGAGAGAGAACGGGAACGUGAAAGGGAGAGAAACAGAUUUGAUACUUCUGAUAGUUCUGAUGAUGAUAAUGCUGGUAACGGAUACCACAGAAACAAUAAAAGAAUGAGGCUAAACAAUGCUGGAGGAAAGGCGACAAGCACACCCAGGACGAUUUUUCACAGAGCUUUAGAUGCUGUUGGUAUGACUUGGGACAAUUCACAUUUGAAAAACAUUUUAGCAAGUGAUACUUAUACGAGUAGUAGAGGGAAAACAGCACAUCCAUCUGCUAACACCGGUGCCCUGUUUAAUGAUCUCAAUCAACCUUUAUGGAAAGAACCUCUCCCAAUGUGUGCAGCCCGCAUAGAUUCACUUCGUUCUCAUGGUCACGCUGAGUCCGCACUCCGCCUCGCGGUUGCCGUCGUGCGUACCAUGAAACAACAACAACUUAUCGCCCAAAGAAAUUGGCAAGAGUGCCAGAUGAGUGCUUCCUCCUCCAGUUCUAGCCAGUAUGGCAUUGUUCAUCACAAAAAUUGUCCAAACAAUCCAAAUAACAUAAAUAACACCAAAGAACACCAAUGCCAUUUCAGGCAUAGAACGAAAACGACGGAACAUAGGGAUCAAACCUAUCGAAAUGUGUGUCCACAUUGCUUUAUGAGUUACAACUGUACGCGGAUGUACGGUUGUCCUGGAUGCGCUUGUGUUACUAAUACACAGAAUACUGCUUCGAAAAACAGUCAGUCCACCCGUUCGUGCGAUAAACCUGCAAAAUAUUCCUCAAAUUGCUGUGUUACUCGAAGUAAUUCACAACAGAUGCAUAAUAAUUAUUGCACAAAAUCCUGUUGUGCAAAUUAUACCAAUACAAAUAAUACAAGUGGUGGUGGAACGACCGGCAAUCCUAUCAAUGGAGGGACUACGUGCAAUAACAAAAAUAGUAGUACUACAAAUACAAAUGUCGGAACACCUAAUGCCGGCGAUUAUCCAGCGAGGGAUGUUUUUAAAUUUGCUAAUGCUGUGCAUUGCAAUAUGAUCGGUUGCAAUGGAGGUUUAGGUUGUAAUGAGAACCCUGGCACGAGUAGUAGUAGUAACGCUAAUGGAGCCAAAAUUUCUUAUUAUCAGGACACAUGUUCAUCGAAAUGUAUAGCGCAAAGCACAGUACCCUAUCAUGCCAAAGUUAAACAUAUAACGGACGGUUGGGUUGGUCAUCCGCUAGAUCCGGUCGGUUGUAUAUUCGAUUGCUUGACUGACGCAUCUUUGGUUCCCGAUGAUAGAACACUCAGAAUGCAGACUUAUUUUGAUCCUGUUGGCCUGGACGAUAACACACCCACUAAUAUACCUCCUAGAUACCAACAUGUGCCUGUCACGGGUUCAAAAAUCCGCGAUGAAACGUAUUUAACACUCGCCUUUGAAGUAGCAUUAAUAGGCCUUGGGCAGCAAAGAAAUAUGCCUAUCGGUUUAUAUGCACAGGAAAAAGCUUGCAAACAAGAGGACCGCCUUAUCGCGAAAUUGCAGGAAAUCGAAUUAGACAACGCUUUGGUGGCAGUAUUACGUCGUCAAUCAUUGUAUCUUUUAGAAGGCGGACCAUCUAGUGGACUAGGGUUGGGAAUUCAUCCCGAAUCUAUACCGAUGCAUACGUUUGCACAGUUUUUAUUUCUGUCUUUAUUAAACUAUCAUCCCGAUUUGGCUUACUUGGUUGGUCUCAGAGCUAUGAGAUUACCUAUUUUGGAAGAGCAUGAGGAUUCAGAUGACACAAUCAAUGGAGGUUCACCAGGACCGUUAGCCAUGCCGCGCUAUCCACGUUGGUUUACAUUAGGUCAUAUUGAAACUCAACAAUGUGCUUUAUCUUCAACUAUGCUGAGCGCUGCCAAAGGCGAUGUGAUACGACUUCGUGCCGUUCUUGAAUGCUCACAGCGGCACAUUCAUAGUUCAUCCCACCUGUUCAAGCUUGCCCAAGACGCUUUUAGAUUUGCUACUCCAGAAUCCGGACCCAGACAUCCAGCCUUACUAAGCGUAGCCUUUGAAUUGGGUUUACAAGUAAUGCGUAUGACUCUGGCGUCACUAAAUUGGAGACGAAGAGAGAUGGUCAGGUGGCUAGUCACAUGUGCAAUGGAAAUUGGUGCUGAUGCAUUGCUAUCAAUUAUGCAGAAUUGGUAUCAAUUAUUUACUCCAACUGAGGCGACGGGUCCAGUUGCAACCACGAUAAUGUCCCAUAGUGCAAUAAUGAGGUUGAAUUUAUCAUUCCAACAAAAAGAAGAUUUUUUACAGGAUACACAUCCAGCAAUCAACGAUAUUCAUUGGGCGUGCGCCUUAUCUCAUUCUUUGGGUAAAACAGAAUUAUCUUCUAUGAUACCAUUGCUGGUGAAAAAUGUGCAAUGUGCCACCGUUCUUUCUGAUAUUUUGAGAAGAUGUAGCAUGGCGGCCCCACAUUGUCAACCUCCCGAAGGCAAACAUCAUCAUCCCCACCAUCAUCAUCACAGCAGAUCAUCCUCUAGAAGUUGUACUGCCUUGAAACCUUUAUCAUACGACCGGCCGCCCCUACGGCAACUUCUGGACGCCGCCGUAUCAGCGUACAUAAACACUACGCAUUCGCGACUAACUCAUAUUUCGCCAAGACAUUAUGGAGAUUUCAUCGAUUUCUUAGGCAAAGCUCGUGAUACUUUUAUUUUGGCACAUGAUGGCCACACACAAUUCCAACAACUAAUUGAAAAUAUGAAAUUGGCAUACAAAGGCAAAAAGAAGCUGAUGUUCCUGGUUAAAGAGAGAUUUGGGUGAAACUUGAGAAGAUCUUGGUGAUUC